GAAAUGUUCGCAGUUAGCUACAGUUAGCUGCAUUAGCAUUGUAUGUAAGGACGGAAGCUGGAACGCAACAAUGUCAGCGCAAACAAUUACUGUGACUGUGGCAUACGGAUCAACUAAACACAGCAUCACACUAACAAGUCAAGAGGAUGGAACGGGACCCACUGUUAAAGACUUAUCAGACGCUCUUAAUGAAGCUACUGGUGUCCCACCGGCCUCACAGAAGCUCAUUUUUAAAGGAAAGUCUCUGAAGGACAUGGAAGCGAGUCUCUCCAGCUGUGGAGUGAAAGAGGGUUGCAAACUCAUGAUGAUUGGAAAGCGGAACAGCCCAGAGGAAGAGGCUGAACUAAAGAAGCUGAAAGAAAUUGAAAAGUCUGUGGAGCAGACAGCUAAAAAGCUGGAGACGGUAGACGGGGAAUUAACUGGAUUAAAGAACGGCUUUCUCGCAAAAGACCUCCAGGCUGAAGCGCUCAGUAAACUAGAUCACAGAGUAAAAAUAGCAGCUGAGCAGUUCAUGAAAAUCCUGGAGCAGAUAGAUGCCAUGGCCAUCCCAGAAAAUUUUAUCGACUGCAGAACAAAGAAGAAGAGUCUUGUGAAAACCGUGCAGGAUUUUCUGGCUCAGUGCGACAGGAUCGAGGCUUGUAUAUCAGACCACCUAUCAAAGAUCCAGUCUAAAAACCUGGCUCUGGCAGAGUAAUCAACUCUCCUAUGUUGUGUGCUUUAAGUUGCUCUAUGAGCAAAGCAAAGGUCUCAGAGUGCUUCAAGUAAGAAGCAGAUCCUACUUUAUUUAUUGUGAAGAGGGUGCUGUAGGGACAAACAAUCAAUCAUUUGAAAACAUGGGCUGUUGGUUAUCAACAUCGGUGUCUGAAUACAUACUGGAUCUCUGCAGUGUGCAUACUUUCUACCAUAACACUCCAGUCUUUUUUUUUUUUUUUAAGGUUUUAUUGGCUCUAGUGGCCUUUAUUU
Poecilia latipinna (sailfin molly) is the source of this 963-nucleotide messenger RNA. RefSeq names its product BCL2 associated athanogene 1 (gene bag1). Gene Ontology annotation, cellular component: membrane; nucleus; cytoplasm. The transcript has 7 exons. The record is from RefSeq and is a predicted model, not a curated record. Gene Ontology annotation, molecular function: protein-folding chaperone binding; adenyl-nucleotide exchange factor activity. Gene Ontology annotation, biological process: protein stabilization. The coding region runs from base 71 to 694 and encodes 207 amino acids. NCBI's taxonomy places the organism in Eukaryota, Metazoa, Chordata, Actinopteri, Cyprinodontiformes, Poeciliidae.